UCACUCGUUCUCAAAACUCGAGUCACAUUGCUAAACAUGGCGUUCAGUUUUGGUUCAGCUGGCGCCACAACUGCACAACCUUUAUUUGGCGGUACAGGAACGGCAGCUACUUCUGGCUUCGGGGGAUUUGGAACUGGUCUUGGUACAACUGCUUCAAACACUGGUGGGAUGCUUGGAUUUGGUCAACCGGCUACAACACAGACCACUGGAUUCUCAUUUGGCCUCCCUACUGCUACAACUAGUGGGUCGACUGGAUUUUCAUUUGGUGCUCCCACAACGACGACUGCCGCUACAGGUUUCGGUGGCUUUGGUGCGUCAACUGCCAGCACAGGAGCGUUUAGUUUUGGAACAACGACAACAACAUCCUCAGCACCGACUUUUGGUGCGAACACUGGAUUUGGAGGGCUGGGUUCCUCAACUGGUACCACAAACGCAGGAUUUGGUUUUGGAGCAUCAACAGGAUUUGGAACAGCAGGCAGCACUGGUUUUGGCACAACAAAACCAGCCUUUAACUUUGGGACUGGAACUGGCACUACAUUUGGGACUGGAACUGGCACUGGUACUACAUUUGGAACUGGCACUGGUACUACAUUUGGAACUGGCACUGGGACUGGCACUAUAUUUGGGACUGGCACUGGUACUACAUUUGGGACUGGGACCGCAUUUGGAACUGGCACUUCAAUAUUUGGUCAGCCACAACAACCGCAACAGCAACAAGAAAAUGCUCUUGCAAACCUGGCUAUGGCAGUUUCCCUGCCCCAGAUAUUUGGAGAUGAAAGAGAUGCUAUAAUCGCCCGAUGGAAUCAGCUGCAAGCAUGUUGGGGCUCAGGAAAGGGCUACUUCAACCAGAGUGGUGGAUUUGUUGAAUUCAAACCAGAUAAUCCCUUCUGCCGAUUUAAGGCUGUUGGGUAUCAUGUGAUACCAACUGGUCGCAAUGAGGAUGGGCUCGUGGCAUUGGUGCUGAAUAAAAAGGAAAAUGAUGUAAGUUCAGUACAGCAGCAAGUGGUCGACACUAUCACCAGAAUAUUGGCCAGACCAACCUUGAGUGUUUGUGUGGAAGGGAUUCGACCCAUGCCAGAAGACAGGACAGAGCUUAUAAUCUACGUGAUUGAGCGACCAGCUCAGGGCCCCGCCAAGCGAGUGCCAGCACAAGAGCUUUGCAACUUUUUUCAGCAGCAGGCUCAGUGGUCACAGCUUACUAGCCAGUUGGCAGCUGAGCGAAUCCUACCAAAAAUGGGUUGGACACCUGAGCAGAUCAAGGAAUACUUAAACAACCCGCCAGCAGGUAUCGAUCCCUUGCUUUGGCGCCAGGCCAAGCUAGAUAAUCCUGAUCCAGACAGACUGGUUCCUGUGCCAAUGGUGGGCUUCAGGGAGCUUCAGAGGCGACUCAAGCAUCAACAGGAAGAAACAAAGCUUCACCAGCAGAGACUUGAUGUGAUGGCUGGUGAUUUGAGUGAACUACAGACACAGCAUAGUCAGACUCUAGCCAAGCUGGAUGACUACAAGCGGAAGCACCUCGAACUGGGACACCGACUUCUUAAGGUAAUUGUAAAGCAAGAAAUCUGUCGCAAACUUGGGUAUGCAAUUCAGGCAGAGGAAGAGACACUGAAAGUUCAGCUUGAGCAGUUACAGGUGGAGCUUAACCACCCUACUCAGUUCAAGGGUCGCCUGAAUGAGCUGAUGUCUCAGAUAAGAAUGCAGAGCCAGGCAGGAUUGGGAUGGGGUGAACCUGCCUACCAGAUGGACACCCACAUGCAGGCAGAAAUCAAACAGAUACUAAAACAACAGCAAGAAGGACUUCAACAUCUGAUAGACAUAAUCAAAACAGACUCUGAAAACCUCACUCGCAUGGAGCAGUUGCUGGCAGCAUCCAGGGUGGGCAGAUAACAAGAUGAGAGCUGAGGAGAAGCAGCAUUCUAACAUAUGCUGACAAGUCCCAGUCUUCUCUACUUGAAUGCAUUAUUGGUGCAAAUGUUGAACUCUUAAUGGCCAAGCCAAAAUCUGUUUUACCUAAGACAUUUUUUUUUAUCAACAUGAAGAAGCCAAAUUGUAAUCCUGUUUUUUGCAAAUAAACUGAAAUACAA
Molecule: messenger RNA, 2084 nt
Organism: Pomacea canaliculata
Lineage: Eukaryota; Metazoa; Mollusca; Gastropoda; Architaenioglossa; Ampullariidae
Product: nucleoporin p54-like
Exons: 10
Coding region: 37-1887 (616 amino acids)
Biological process (GO): NLS-bearing protein import into nucleus; nuclear pore organization; protein localization to nuclear inner membrane
Cellular component (GO): nuclear pore central transport channel; nuclear pore
Molecular function (GO): structural constituent of nuclear pore
Source: RefSeq, a predicted model, not a curated record